Molecule: messenger RNA, 7937 nt
Organism: Oncorhynchus gorbuscha (pink salmon)
Lineage: Eukaryota; Metazoa; Chordata; Actinopteri; Salmoniformes; Salmonidae
Product: otogelin-like protein
Exons: 55
Coding region: 82-7257 (2391 amino acids)
Biological process (GO): L-arabinose metabolic process
Cellular component (GO): extracellular matrix
Molecular function (GO): alpha-L-arabinofuranosidase activity
Source: RefSeq, a predicted model, not a curated record
CAACCGCGGGAAACUCGGUAACGAAAAGAGAUCACUACUCCCCAGUCUGUCCUGUGAAAUGUUACGUUAACCUCCGGGUGGAUGAGCUCUGAGAUGAACGGUCCGCGGAGAGUCAAACUGUUUCUUCUUUCGUGGUAUUCAGUCCUCCAGCUGCUGACAGCACAAGAAGCUCAGAGCCAACUGACAGAGACAGACGGAAGACUACAGAGGAGGGCUAAUGCACUGCGGAGGAAACGGGAUCUCCUAGGGGAGGAGACAUUCAGUCCUCUUCUCUCUGAAGCAGCUCUCCCUCGCAGUGUUCUACAUAAUUACACGGCCCGCGAUGCCUCCUCAGAGUACUGUGGCUGUCUGAAUGGGGGAUGGUGUCAGGAGGGGGGCGUGUGUGACUGUGCACAGUUCCAGGCCCUCGGAGACCGCUGCCAGAUCAUUCCUAACCAGGGCCAGGACAGAGAUGGGAUAUGCAGGUCUUGGGGUCAGUACCACUAUGAGACGUUCGAUGGCAGCUACUUCUACUACCCUGGAACCUGCUCCUACAUACUGGCCCAGGACUGCCGCUCAGCCACACCACAGUACACAGUGUGGGUCCAUAACAGCCGUGUGUGUGAGGGCAGUGUGUACUCCUGUCCCAGGGCUCUCAGUCUCUUCUUCCCCAACGAGGAGGAGAUCCACAUCUCUGGAUACCAAGUCCACCAGGGGGGUCGCAGGCUGAUCCUACCCCAGACAAUAGGAGGUGUGUUUAUAGAGCGUCUGGCUGACUACCUGCUGGUGAAGAGUGUGUUUGGCUUCUCUCUGGCGUGGGACGGGGGGAGCGGAGUAUAUCUGAAGAUGUCUGAACAGCACCAUGGCACUCCCUGUGGACUUUGUGGGAACUACAACAACCUGCCCAACGAUGACCUCACCACAGCCCGUGGUGUGCAGACAGAGGAGCCAGCAGUGUUUGCUAACAGCUGGUCAGUCGAUCUGCCCCAUGAAAGAGGCUGCCCUCUAGUGGACAUAGACUUCGCUGGACCCUGCCACUCUGAGUCUGACAUGGACGAUGCCAUAGAGAAGUGCAGUGCUCUCCUGUUCUUCCCCUUCCUGUCCUGUCAUGAGAACAUCGACCCAAACCCCUACGUGGCCAGCUGUGUCUCCGACCUCUGUGUGUCAGAUGAGGAGGAGACGUUUUGCCGUGCGCUGGUGGAGUACACACGAGCCUGCAGCCAUGUAGGAUACCCUGUACGAGAGUGGAGAGACAGCUUCCCUUCCUGCAAUGAUGGCUGUGAGGAGAGUUUUGUCCAUAGAGACUGUAUCAGCUGCUGCCCUCCAACCUGUACCUUUGAUAAGGAGUGUCUAGGAACUAACCUGCACUGUCUGGAUGGAUGCUACUGCCCUGAUGGGUUGAUUCUGCAGAAUGGGACGUGUAUCGCUGUGUCUCAGUGUCCUUGUGUCUACCACGGCACCUCAUACACACAGGGACACACUCUGGAGCAGGGCUGCAGUGUCUGUGUGUGUAUGGGGGGAGUGUGGAACUGCACGGACAACAACUGUACAGCUGAGUGUUCAGUAGUAGGUGACGUGUUUGUGACAUCGUUCGAUGGGAGGAUGUUCCUGCAGCCAGGAGCGUGUCAGUACGUCUUGGCCAAGAGCCGCAGCGGCAGCAGAUUCACUGUUACACUGCAGUAUACCACCUGCACAAAGGCCCAGCAGCAGGUGUGUAUCCAGUCAGUGACGGUGGUUCUGGAUGAAGAUGUUAAUCACCAGGUGACUCUGACCCGAGAGGGGGAAGUGCUUAUUGGGGUCAACCCUGCCCCCGCUUUGCCCUACACCGGUGAUGUAGUUGAGGUACGGAGGUUAACGUCAGUGUUCAUCCAGCUGAGGACGUUGCUUGGACUGCGUCUGCAAUAUGACGGGCGUGGUGGACGUGUCUAUCUACAGCUGGACAGCCAAUGGCGCAGCAACACCCUGGGCCUUUGUGGAACCUUCAACGGAAACCUGCGGGAUGACUUCCUGUCUCCAGCAGGGAUGAUAGAGGGGACCCCCCAGCUCCAUGCUAACUCCUGGAGAGUCUCAUCUGCUUGCUCCGCCCCCGUCAACCAGCCCAUAAUUGACCCCUGUGAGAUAAAUCAGCACAACGUGUUCUACGCCUCUCUGUGUGAGGUGUUGUUGGGCAGUGUGUUCUCUCCAUGCCAUGGUUACGUCAGUUCCAGUGUGUACCAGCAGCAGUGUCGCUACCAGGCCUGUCGCUGUGGUAACGCCUGUCUGUGUACGGCCUUGGCCCACUAUGCCUAUCUCUGCUCCAAACACAAUGUUACUGUCAACUACAGGGCCCACGUCUCAGAGUGUGGGAUGGUGUGUUUGGGUGGGAUGCUGUACCAGUCCUGUGUGUCAUCCUGCGGUGGAUCAUGCCGCUCCCUCUCCAGUGGAGAGACCUGUAACCAUGACGACUGUGCUGAGGGGUGUGGCUGCUCUGAGGGCAGUUACUACGACGACAUACAACAACUCUGCGUUCAGCCGUCGCAGUGUCAUUGUUACUCUAUUGGAGGGGUGUCCCAGCCAGGGGAGGUGUCCUUCCGCUCCACAGGCCCUUGCCUGUGCAGGAAUGGAAGGAUGGAGUGUGUACCAGAAGAAAGAGAGCCGGAGCGAGGCCAGUGUCCAGAGGGAAAGGUGUUCCACAGCUGCUCUGAGCCCCAGAGGUUACACGGGUUCCAGGGGUCGCUGGCCUGGCGAGGAGGUGUGGCCUGUGAGCUCACCUGUCGGAACCUGAUGUUGAAUCUGACCUGUCCUCCCACCACACCCUGCAUACCUGGCUGUGUCUGCCCACAAGGGCUGGUGCUGCACCGUGGAGAAUGUUACUACCCAGAGAACUGUCCCUGUGCCUGGCUGGGCCUGGAGUAUCUGCCAGGAGAGACUGUCGACACCCCCUGUUACAGAUGUGUGUGUCACCGGGGGUAUUUUAACUGUAGUCACAGUCCAUGUCCGGCUGUGUGUACGGUCUACAGUGACAGACACUACCACACCUUCGACGGCCUGGAGUACGACUACCACUCAGAAUGUCAGGUCUACCUACUCAAGAGUAUAGAUGGUGAGGUGUCCAUCGUGGCCCAGAAUAAGGAUUGUUAUCAGAGUGGGAUCAUCUGUAUGAAGAUGCUGGUCAUCCAUGUUGGAUUCACCAAGAUCUACUUCAACGACAACUCAGGCCAGCCUAGUCCAUCCAGUGUGGUAGGUAAGGGGUCCGAAUUUGAGCUGUGGUCAGCAGGCUACUACACAGCAAUCCACUUUCCCUACCAGGACCUAACCAUUCUCUGGGACCACAAGACUACCGUACACAUCAGAGUUGGACCACAUUGGAAGGGUCUCCUGAGUGGUCUGUGUGGGAACUUUGACAGUGUGACAGUGAAUGAUAUGACCACAUCCAGCCACAUGGAGGUCAGCAAUGCUCAGGGCUUCGGAGACAGCUGGGCCCUGGGACAGUGUGAGAGUGACUAUGUGGUGAAGAGAGCGUGUGAAGGAGACCUGGGUAGACAGCCGUACGCCAAGAGAGAGUGUGCUCUACUCUACAGUGAUGUCUUUACUCCCUGUCACAAUGUGGUGGAUGUCUCAUGGUUCUAUAUGAACUGCUUGACAGACACUUGUAACUGUAAUCGGGGCGGAGACUGUGAGUGUCUGUGUACGUCCAUCGCUGCCUAUGCACACACCUGCUGUCAACACGGUGUUACUGUGGUAUGGAGAAACCCCUCUGUCUGUCCCUAUGACUGUGAAUACUACAACCAAGAGUUAGGUGAAGGUCCAUUCUCAGUGGCCAGUGCUGUGUUUAAUGCUACAGUCUUCGGUGUGAACAGAACCAGUGGGUCAGUCUUUCCUCUAGUUAGGGAGUUCGUAGGUGGGCUGCCUCCCCCUGGACUACUCUUUAACUUCAUGAUCACAGCAGGACUACAGAAGGACCGCACAUCACGUCUCCCGGUGAUCUCUCUGGAGUCAGCGGAGCGUCCUAACUACUUCCUGGUUGUUUCGGACCGCGCUGGGCUGCGGUUGGAGCAGUGGACAAGAGGGGAGAAGUUUGGCCGCAGGGCUUCCUUCCUACAGCACCAGGGGCUGUUCCUGCCUGGCCACACCUCCUUAGAGCUGAUUGGUCAGCCGGGAGUGUUCCUGACUCUGACACGCACGUCUGCACGUGCUCAGAGAUACGACAACUCAGACAACUUCAAGACCAGCAGCUCCUUUACCCUGGAGGAGAGCAGUUUUGUGAUCCCGUUCCGUAUGAUGUGUGAGUGGCGCUACCAUGCAUGUGCCAGUCCUUGUGUUCGUACAUGCAGCGACCUCGCCGCAACACGCUGCCACUUCCUGCCCCCGGUGGAGGGCUGUUUCCCUCGCUGCCCCAAAAACAUGGUUCUUGAUGAGGUCACCAGGAGAUGUGUCUACACAGAGGACUGUGUGUCCCUUCCUCCCACUCCUACACCCUAUGCCUUCGUAAACCAAACAACCACCACCCCAACUACUACCACUACAGCCCCCACUACUACCACUACAGCCCCCACUACUACCACUACAGCUACUACUACUAUCACUACAGCCCUCACUACUACCACUACACCCCCGUACUCCUACCGUGUAGAUGAGUGUACAGAGCUGAUCUGUUUUAACGGGGAGCUGCUCCUCCAUAACUCCUCCCUCCACUGUCGGUACAACACCACUCCUCCUCGCUGCUCUCUGCUGGGCAUGGCUGUCCUCACCAACACCGACCCCUGCUGUCCACUCUGGCAGUGCCCCUGGCCUCUCUCCCUCUCUCAGAACCCUAGUGGUGGGACGUCAGGUUUGUGUUUUAAGAAGUUGAACAUCACCACUCCGUCCUACAGGAUUAUCAUCAACCGACUAGACCGCAAGGUGUCGGUGAACCACAUCAAGGCACGGCUGCCUUUCUCCCGCCAGGCUCUGUCAGUAGAGGACACAGGCAGCAUGUACCUGAUCACCACUCCUGAAGGAGUCAACAUACAGUGGUAUCACAGCACUGGCAUCAUGGUGCUGCAAUACACCGCCCCCUCCAACACAUCUGCUCCUACUAGAGGCCUCUGUGACCUUGAAGGGCCCCACAAACUGGGGGCUCACCUUCCGGCAGGGCAGGCAGUGCGGGAGGUUCCUGGUGGAGAGCCAGACGCGAUAACCAGGAUGGAACACGGGAGUCUCACUGCGGUGGCGAUCCACCUGCUCCUUCUGGUGAUGGACAGCAAGCUGGAGCCUCACCUGCUCGCUGGACUGAGGCCGGUACCCGGAUGGUGUUGUGACGGGAACCCGGCGGAUGACCUGAAGCUGCCUAACGGGACGGUGGUGAGGGAGGUGGCAGACCUGGGUCUGUUCCUGCAGGCCUGGAGGGUCCACACCUCAGAGGACACGGAACACACACGACGCAUCGGAGACAACUGUACCACUGGAGACUGCUCUACCUGUCUCUCCAUGCUCAGACAGAGACCCUUCACUCCCUGCCACAGCAAGGUGUCUCCAGAACAGUUCUGUGAUGUGAUGUGGGCAGGCGACCUCCACUAUAAGGCCCACCAGUGUGACUUCCUGGCAGCCUACGUAGCUGUCUGCUACACUUACCAAGUCUGCAUCAACUGGAGACGACACAACUUCUGCCCAUUGAGGUGUCCCCCAGGUAGGGAGUACCAGGCGUGUGUGUCGAUCUGUACUACCCGGACCUGUCAGAACAGAGAGUUCUAUGAGGAGACCACCUGCUCCCACAUCCGAGAAGAGUGUGUGUGUCGCUCUGGAACCAUCCUGCACCGAGCAGACUCCUCUUACUGCGUCACAGAGGAGCAGUGUGUGUGUACUGAUAACGAGGGGUCUCCGCGGGCCCCUGGGGAGGUGUGGAACGGGUCAUUGCGUAGCUGCUGUCUGUUCCGCUGCCUGGAGAACGGUUCUGUGGUAGCAGUAGAACCUGACUGUAGCAUUAGUCCCACUCUGCUGUGUGAGAGGGAGGGAGAGUACGUACUGGAUGUCCUGGAGGAGGCGGCUUGCUGCCCCAAGCAGAUUUGUGAAUGUAAUCUGACCAUCUGUGAGAGUGAGGCUCCGCCCUGUGAGAAUGGGAACCAGCUGGUGAUUGGUUACAGUGCCCUGUCCUGCUGCCCAGAGUACCGUUGUGAGUGCGACCCCCAUGCCUGCCCCCCCCUCACCACACCUGACUGUAGAGAAGAUCAGUUCCUAGUGGAGGUUCGUGAGGACAACUCCUGCUGUUACUCCUUCCUGUGUGUGUGUGAGUCGUGUAUCGAGCCCGUGCCGUCCUGUUCUUAUGGAGAGAUACUGGCUGUGGAUCUGAACACCACCCACAGCUGCUGCCCUCAAUACCACUGUGUGUGUGACGUGAACCUGUGUCCUGAGUCGACUCUGAGCUGUUCUCCUGGUCUGUCUCUGAUCCAAACAACCCUACCUGGACACUGCUGCCCCGACCGUCACUGUGAGUGCCAGUGUGAGGACAGCCCAGUCUGUCAGGUGGGGGAGGUACAGGUGGAGGUCGCAGACAGCAGAAGCACCUGUGGCUGCCCCCUCUACACCUGCAAGAAGGCGGAGGUGUGUGUGUUCCAGGGAGUCACGGUGCUGGGUCCGGGGCAGAGCCUGAUUCAGUACUAUGAAGGAGAGCUGUGUUACACCGUCCAUUGUCUGACACAUCGUGAUACACACACUGGAUACUACGCCAUGGACGUGUCCGCUGUCAACUGCUCUCAGAAGUGUGGCCAGCACCAGCUGUAUGUAGCAUCAUCAGAUCCCCAGGUGUGCUGUGGCUCCUGUAAGAAUGUGUCCUGUUCUUUCAACAAUCACAACGGAACCACUGAGCUCUUCGCUGCAGGGAGCUCCUGGGUGGAUAACUGUACCCGGUAUGAUUGUGUGGAGACGACAGUGGGAACUGUGAUGCUGGCCUCAGGGGUGGUCUGCCCCCCCUUCAAUGACACAGAGUGCACUCAGAAUGGGGGCGUGGUCCAGAGCUAUGUGGACGGCUGCUGCAGGAUGUGUAAGGAGGACGGCAAGACGUGUAAACGUGUGGCAAUCCGAACCACCAUCAGAAAAGACGACUGCAGGAGCAACGCACCGGUGACAGUGUUUUCAUGUGAUGGGAAGUGUCCAUCUGCCACCAUCUUUAACUUCAACAUCAACAGCCACGCCCGCUUCUGUAAGUGCUGCAGGGAGAGUGGACUACAAACCCGCUCCGUCACCCUGUACUGCUCACACAACGCUACCCUGGUGGUCUACAGCUUCCAGGAGCCUGUCGACUGCUCCUGCCAAUGGAACUAAAGAGAGAGUGAAGAUAGUCAGUGUGAGCUCAGUAUGGCGUUCAAUAGGAGGGAUGGAAGAUGGAACAGAGGUUAGAGGUCAGAGGUCAGAGUAGACAGGUCAAGCCUCCAUGUAGGCGAGUUCUUUAGUCUUCCUUCAGUGUGUUGUGGAGGGCUGUAUGCUGACCUGUUAUAGUGACCCUGUCGUUACAGAUAUGUAGUGGUCAGAUGUGCGGGCUGUAACCUGUUCCUGCUGUACUAUGAUAACACUAGUCCUAUCUGUACUGCUGUAGCCUGCUCCUCCUUGUGUGUAACACUAGCUAGUCCUCUCGGACUUUAUCAUGUUAAGAUCAGUUGGUCUGAGCUGACAAGACCGCUGCUGCUUUAGUAUGGAUCUAGUGCUCUCUUGAUGACUGACAUGUUUUAUAUGCCAAUCAAAUUUCUCUUACAAAAUAGUAUUUUUUUUUACAAGUAAAGCUUUUAUCCAAAAAUAUUUGUAUUUAACUCAAUCAAUUAUUUAGUAAGGUGAUAAUCCACCUGAGCAUCUGAUGGUAGAUGAUCUGUAUUUCAACAAAACGCUGUAUUUGCUGUGUUGUUUAAUGUGAAGCAUUGUGACAGUAAUCAGUAUGUGCUGAUGCCAUCAGAUAGACUAGAAUCUCUAGUCAUACAGAACCUCUCAGAAUAAAACAAUAAAACAUUUAA